GACAACGCGUGGUGAGGGAGAGAGGGGACCCGCCUCCUUCUAGACGCCAGCAGGGCCAGGCCCAGGCCAAGACCCCUCAGUUCCUGGUUGUCUGCUGCUCUUGGAUGGGCCUCACGUCUCCUUUCUCGUGGUUCGGCUGCCCCCAGAAGUCCCCUGCAUCUGCACUUGUGUUCUCUCUCAGUGGCUGUUUGGACCCGGCAUCCUGCCGUCGCUGAUGUGACUCCCCGCCCUGGCUGGCCGCUCCAAACCAUGGCCGACACCAUCUUCGGCAGUGGCUGUGAUCAGUGGGUUUGCCCCAAUGACCGGCAGCUUGCCCUGCGAGCCAAGCUGCACACCGGCUGGUCUGUGCACACCUACCAGACAGAGAAGCAGAGGAAGAGCCAGAGCCUCAGCCCGGCCGAGGUGGAGGCCAUCCUGCAGGUCAUCCAGAGGGCCGAGCGCCUUGACAUCCUGGAGCAGCAGAGGGUCGGGCGGCUGGUGGAGCGGCUGGAGACCAUGAGGCGCAACGUGAUGGGGAACGGCCUCUCCCAGUGUCUGCUCUGCGGGGAGGUGCUGGGCUUCCUCGGCAGCUCCUCCGUGUUCUGCAAAGACUGCAGGAAGAAAGUCUGCACCAAAUGCGGGAUCGAGGCCUCUCCCGGCCAGAAACGGCCCCUGUGGUUGUGUAAGAUCUGCAGUGAGCAGAGAGAGGUCUGGAAGAGGUCAGGGGCCUGGUUCUACAAAGGGAUCCCCAAGUUCAUCCUGCCCCUGAAGACCCCUGGCCAGGCCGAUCACCCCUCCUUCCGACCGUUGCCCAUGGAGCCAGCAGAGCAAGAGCCCAGAAGCACUGAGACCAGCCGCAUCUAUACCUGGGCCCGAGGGAGAGUGGUUUCCAGCGACAGCGACAGCGACUCUGAUCUCAGCUCCUCCAGCCUGGAUGACAGACUCCGGCCCGCUGGGGUCAGGGACCCGAAAGGCAACAAACCCUGGGGCGAGUCAGGCGGAAGUGUGGAGUCACUGAAGAUGGGGCCCGCCCGCCCAGCCAGCUGCCUCUCGGGGAGCCAGAGCAGCCUGGCCAGUGAGACUGGGACAGGCUCUGCCGACCCACAGGGGGGCCCCCGCACCCUGGCCGGACCCAGAGGGCCCUGGUAAAAGGGACACCGGGGCCAGCCCCCGCUGCUGACGUGGCCUCCAACGGUCCCCUCCACCUGCCCUGGACAGAGGUGUGCUUGGUGCACGGGACAGACUUCCCAGUGGAAGAGCUUGAGAGAGGACAGAGAAAGCUGGAGCCAGACCCCUCCUGGUUCCUUCCUGACCAGUCCUGGAGCCCUUGGCCACCAGCCCUGUCAGACGUGACCUCUAACUCAACAAACCAGUGUUUGGGGGGCUGAGUCUGCUCCCCCAGACCCAGUGCCUUUCUGCACCCCUUCUUUCCUGGGAGCCCCCCACCCCCACCCCAGCCACUCCACUCCACCUUGACCUUUAUUUAUUGCCCUUCCCACUCCCCAGCCUACUCCCGUGUUCAUUUUAAGUUUGCUGUCGUCUUGGAUGGACUGGAAGGGCUUUCAGACCCACCCGUGGGGCCUUCCGAUGUGCACCACUGUCUCAGAGGUGGGGCUUUCUCCAUACUUGCAUUCAUGGAGGAAGACAUCCAGGCCUGACAGUGACCCUUCCCCGAGGAGCGUGGCCCCCAGAGAGGAGGCCAGUGGAGGUGGGAGGAGAGGUCCACCCCCCCUUCCCCUCUUGCUGCAGCCCCCAGACAUGGAUACAGUCACCUCCCUCCUGGCCCAGGAUCUGCUCUUGAACUUGGCUCUCUGUUAGGUCUCUCAGAAGCCCUCCCGCGGGGCUGGUGGAGCUGGAAAGGGUUCUGGGGAACACUGUGAAUUCGUUCACUAAAGAGGAGCCUUCAGCUGAGUUCCCUGCUGGGGCGCGAAGCUCCCUAAGCCAUUAAUUCACUCCUCUUCAGUAGGCUCGGUUUGGCAGAAAAACACUUAAUUCAGGGUGCAGGCGAUGCUUCUGGAAAACCCUUCCUGUAGGAGAGAGAACGUGCCCACGCGCGCGUGUGGUACCCACAUGCUCCCAUCCUGCCUGCCUGCCCCGCGCCUGGGCCUUGAAGGGCCUUCCUCUCCAGGCUUUCAGACACCCCACUAUGAGCUCUUUUGCCCUUGUCGCUGGCAGACAGUUUAAAAAAAAAAAAAAUCCUGUUUCCCUGUGACAAGUUAUGCUUCAGAAUAAAAACAAUAAAGAUUAGAUUUGCAUUGA
Molecule: messenger RNA, 2238 nt
Organism: Bubalus bubalis (water buffalo)
Lineage: Eukaryota; Metazoa; Chordata; Mammalia; Artiodactyla; Bovidae
Gene: RPH3AL
Product: rabphilin 3A like (without C2 domains)
Exons: 10
Coding region: 250-1128 (292 amino acids)
Biological process (GO): intracellular protein transport
Molecular function (GO): small GTPase binding
Source: RefSeq, a predicted model, not a curated record